AACACAUCUGGUCUUCUGGAGUCUCCUCUGCUGUCUGUGUCUUCAGGCCACCAUGGCCCUGCUCAGGCCCCCGGUGCUUCUGCUAGCUCUGGUUGUCUCUGAACUUCACGGCCUGCCCUGGUUCAUAAAUGUCUCUGAGAGCCAGGGACCUGGUGCCAUCCUUUACUCCUUCCCCGUCAACUGCACGUCUUACGUGCCCACCCUGGAGUUGCUCUACGUGCGGCCACCAACCACCUUCUUUAACCCACCCAGCCUGAACAGGCAGCAGAAGACCUACAUGGCCAUGGUGACCUUAAGCAGCUCGGCCCGGCUGGAUGCCCUGGCAGUGAAUCACUACAGACUGCAGCUGCGGCUCACAUGUGGCAGGAAAGUGUUGGAGCCAACCCUCUCUGUGGGCGUGCACCGGGACCCUGGCUACAGCCCAUGUGCCAGCCAAUUUGCCAACCCAGGUGGGGAAAUCAUUCAGGUUCGGGAAACGGUCACCCCUGGGGCCCAGCUGUACACUCUGCUGCUCCCAGGCCUGCAACUCCAGCGUGCCCAGCUAAGCAUCAACAGUGCCCAGGACCCUCCAUACUUCCCUGGACCUUUCUCCAUCAAUGGGCAAGGCUGGCUGCUGGCACCAUCCCAGGGCCUCAAAGGCCAGGCUCCAAAGGUCUUCCCGCUUGACGUUUUGGUGAGCUUUGGCCAAAAUCAAAGCUGCCACAGGAUGCUGAAGGUGAAAGUUUUGCCUGAUCCCUCCAGUCAGAUCUCCUUCCUGGGACAGGCCCCAAAUGUCACCAUCCUGGAGGACCUGGCCCCCGGCAGUAAUGUAGUUCAGGUUCGAGCCCGGGGCUUAGACGUGCGCUACGAAAUCAUCUCCCCGGUGCCCUGCCCGCUCUUCUCCAUCGGACGUGAGGACGGCAUGGUCCGCACCACCGCACCCCUGGAGUUGGCGCCCGCCCGGGGCGUGGCGAUCACUAGGCUUCAGGUGAAGGCCUAUGAGCGGCGCAGACCGUGGGCCAGCGUUGACCUCGAUGUCACGGUGAACGUGCGUUCGGUCAACCGCUGGCCCCCGCGCUGCCUCCCAGCGAUGCUGGUGACUGAAAUCCCAGAGACCACGCCGGUGGGCACUGUGCUGAAAACCUUCACUUGCACUGAUCCCGACUCUGCUGGCUCCCCCCUCAACUACGAGCUGCGGUUCCACAGCCCGCCUGGUCCAGCUAGCCUCUGCCUUCGAGGCAGGGCCUUGGAGGUGAAUGCCACACUGGACUGUGACACUCCUGGGGCCUGCUUUCAGCAUGCAGCUUCCAUCCUGGUGCUCGAUGGUGGUCAGCCCCCCAUGACCAGUGAGGUGCCAGUAUUGGUGAUGGUGACUCCUGUCAAUGAGUUCUCCCCCGCCUGUGUCCCUCGCACAUUCCGGAUCCGGGAGGAUGCAGGGCCCCACACCCUGCUGGGCUCUGUGGUGGGCACAGACAAGGAUUACCCGCACAACAGCAUCGAGUACUACAUCUCUGGUGGGCCCACCACCUUCUCUGUGGACCGUUUCAGCGGGGAGGUUCACCUCCUGGGAUCUUUGGACUAUGAGCUGCAGACACUGUACAGGCUCACUGUCCUGGUGACUGACCAUAGCCAAGACCAGCACCCCACCCAGCGCCGCUCUGGCUCCUGCACCAUUACCAUCGAGGUUGAGGAUGUGAAUGACUAUGCCCCCAAGUGUCAGUCCCCAUUUCAAGAACUCACCAUCUAUGCUCCUCUGGGCCAUAGUGUGGAGGUGACCAAGGUGUCAUGUUGGGUUCCUCAGGAGCCACAGCGUCGGGCCUUCUCCUACAGCAUCGUGGGAGGGAACAGUCAGAGCCGAUUCAGCCUGCAAGGACCCAUCCUGGUGCACAAGAGCAUCACGUGGGGACCCCCCUGGCCAGAGCAGCCCCAUACUUAUGAGCUAUUGAUCCGGGUGGCUGAUGCAGGUCCCUCCAUCCCCCACCUCAGCACCACAGCCACUGUCAUUGUGCAUCUCAUUCCCUGGAGCACCAGCACAGUGACCACCCGCACCCACAGAUCCCCAGUGCCUUCGGUGAUGACACCCCUGCUUGUGACAGACGUGGAGGCUUUCUGGCAGCCGGAACCUUGGUUUGUGGUGGUGCUGACUGUGACAAGUGCCCUCUUUCUCUUGGCUCUGGGCUGGCUCUUCAGCAGGCUCUUCCAGGGGUUGGCCCAGAUGCCGCAGACACCAAGCAAAUCAGCCCAGGCUCUGCUACUAAACAGUAUCCAGGGAACUGAGGAGUCCAUUGAGGGGUUCACGGAGGCACCGAGGACAGAGAUGCCCCGGGCACCCAGCAGUGUCAUGAGCCUGCAGCACUUCGAUGGCAGAGCACAGGACUCCCGUACAGGCAGAGAAUACUUGUUCAACACGCUCACGGGAGCCCGGCGCUGGCUCUGAGGCCAAGAAGCUGCUUUGCUGCUUCACUACGUGUGGCAAUCCUUCUUCCCAUGAUCAGGAGUUGAGGCUGCAAGUUGAUUCUAUAAUAAACAAAAUUACAAACAGAAGAGUCCCAGGCUUGAAACCCACCUGUGGGAGAAGCUCUGAGAUCUGUUUCUUUGUUCUCACUUGGAGAGUGCUGCCUUGCCUUCUGGGAGCACUCUAGGGAGUA
Lutra lutra (Eurasian river otter) is the source of this 2627-nucleotide messenger RNA. RefSeq names its product cadherin related family member 4 (gene CDHR4). Gene Ontology annotation, molecular function: calcium ion binding. The coding region runs from base 53 to 2416 and encodes 787 amino acids. The record is from RefSeq and is a predicted model, not a curated record. The transcript is spliced from 19 exons. Gene Ontology annotation, cellular component: membrane. Gene Ontology annotation, biological process: homophilic cell-cell adhesion. NCBI's taxonomy places the organism in Eukaryota, Metazoa, Chordata, Mammalia, Carnivora, Mustelidae.